AUGGCCAAGUCCAAGAACCACACCAUACACAACCAGUCCUGCAAAUGGCACAAAAAUGACAUCAAGAAACCCUGGUCACAAAGAUACAAAUCGCUUAAGGGGGUUGAUCCCAAGUUCCUGAGGAACAAGGAUGUAGAAGGCCUGAAGAAGUACAAGUCAACAAUGCAAAUAGCAGUGAGCACACUCACAGAGAUCAUCAAGGCCUGUGGGAAGCCAAAGGUGGUUAAGCCCAAAAUGCCAAAGGGCCCUAGACACAAACUCAUCUGUCUUGCUUUCAUCAUUUACCACAAGCUUUGGAAGUGGAUUUGA
Messenger RNA from Rattus norvegicus (Norway rat), 309 nucleotides. It is a transcript of the gene Rpl29l8, whose product is annotated as ribosomal protein L29 like 8. The transcript has a single exon. The record is from RefSeq and is a predicted model, not a curated record. Lineage: Eukaryota; Metazoa; Chordata; Mammalia; Rodentia; Muridae. Bases 1 to 309 code for a protein of 102 amino acids.